Molecule: messenger RNA, 915 nt
Organism: Striga hermonthica
Lineage: Eukaryota; Viridiplantae; Streptophyta; Magnoliopsida; Lamiales; Orobanchaceae
Source: the annotation of a GenBank genome assembly
AUGGCUAAGAAUGAGCUUGGCUUCACCCAAUACCCAAUGGUGCCCGGGCAUGAGAUUGUAGGAACUGUUACUGAAGUAGGAAGCAAGGUGACAAAAUUCAAGGUUGGUGACCGGGUAGGGGUCGGUUGCCUGGUGGGGUCGUGCCGCGAGUGCAGCUUGUGCGAGAAAGAUCUCGAAAACUACUGUGCCAAACAGAUCCUUACCUACAGCAUGCCUUACUAUGACGGCACCAUCACACAGGGCGGCUAUUCGGACAUCAUGGUGGCUGACGAGCACUUUGUCGUCAGCUGGCCCCACAACCUGCCCCUCGACGCUGGUGCCCCACUCUUGUGCGCCGGAAUCACCACCUACAGCCCGCUUAAGCAUUUCGGGCUCGACAAGCCCGGGAUCAGUGUUGGGGUCGUCGGGUUAGGCGGGUUGGGCCACCUUGCGGUCAAGUUCGCCAAGGCCUUUGGGUGUCGGGUGACCGUCAUUAGUACCUCGGUGAGUAAAAAGGCGGAGGCUAUCGAGAAACUUGGGGUGGACGAGUUCUUGGUCAGCCUUGAUGAGGGACAGAUGCAGGGUGCGGCGGGCACGUUGGAUGGUAUAAUUGACACCGUCUCGGCCACUCAUUCACUUUUCCCCUUGGUGAGUUUGUUGAAGCCUGACGGAAAACUAAUCUUAGUCGGACUCCCACAAAGCCUAGAAGUUCCGGUUUUUCCCUUGCUUAUAGGGAGGAGGGCUAUAAUCGGAAGUGCAACCGGAGGACUUAAAGAGACGCAAGAGAUGAUUGAUUUUGCGGCUAAGCACAACAUAUUACCGGACGUGGAGAUGAUUCAGAUGGAUUACGUGAACAAGGCCAUGGAGCGCGUAUUGAAGUCCGACGUGAAGUACCGUUUUGUUAUCGACAUUGGGAAUUCGUUGAAACAGGAGUGA